Molecule: messenger RNA, 348 nt
Organism: Gongylonema pulchrum
Lineage: Eukaryota; Metazoa; Nematoda; Chromadorea; Rhabditida; Gongylonematidae
Source: the annotation of a GenBank genome assembly
GGGUCAGACCUGUAUUAUUUGAAGAAACAAUUAACUACAUCGAUUCAUGAAGAAUUGAAGGAAUUUCAUCCAUUUAUGACCAGUAUCUGGAACACUGUUACGAGCAUAGCCAUAGGCGGACCCAGGAUGAGUGCUACUGUGAACAAAGUUUCGAAUAUUUUUGAUAGCUCAGAUUUUGAUGAAGAAACAUGGCUUGUGCAACCGCCUGGCUUAUCAUCACAAUCAGAUACAACACACAGCUCAGGUCGUAUUCUUGAAUGGCUGCAGGGUGCAGCAAUGAAUGUUGAUUUUCAAACACGAAGUGCACUAAGCCGAAAAUUGGCCAUUCAAGCAGCGAAGAAAAGUUAG